Miscanthus lutarioriparius is the source of this 264-nucleotide messenger RNA. The record is from the annotation of a GenBank genome assembly. NCBI's taxonomy places the organism in Eukaryota, Viridiplantae, Streptophyta, Magnoliopsida, Poales, Poaceae.
AUGACAAAGAAGAAGUUCAUCCAAAGGCAGAGUGUCCGUAAGAAGGAGGAUCCCUCUACUGCUCCUGUGGUCACUCUUGUCCCCCUCUCUGCUGCUGACGCUACUUCGAUGAGGGCGGAUUUGAUCGUCCUUAGUAGUGACAGUGAAGAUGAGGUUGAGUGGGAGGCGCUCGCCGCCGAAGACGAAGUCGACUGGGGCGCCCUUGCUGUCGAAGAUGACGAUGAUGUCGAAUCUGUGGGUAGUGGUUCUCCGGCGAGGAACUGA